AUGGAAUAAGGAUAUGGUGUGGUUGUUUUUGGAUUGUAGAUGUAGUAUCUUAGAAUAUUAUAUUUUUAUUUUUAUUUUAUCUUCUUUUUGAAUAUUGUGUCCAUUGAUUUUCAAAAGUAAUAUUCUAUGUUCCUUUCUUUUGCUGGUUGGACCCUUUUUGAUGCGUUUCAUUUUCAACAUGUAAUGAAAUGAUGUCUUUGAUGAGAUAUUUUCUUUGAGUAACAUUCACGCAUUGUAUGUGAUCAAAAUACCCAUUUUAUGAACUUUCCUGUUUUGUAGUUUUUUAGUUUUUUAUUUUUUGCUUUUUUUGGUUUGCAUGUGUUGAAUUCUGAGUGUCUAAGGAUGUUUGUGAUUCUGGGUGUUGAAAAAGUUUGGAUUUUUAUGUUUUUUUGGCUGCUGUUUGUUGGUAGUGAUUACAACUUCAGUUUUUUAUGCUGGAAUCAUGGUUCUGUGAUUGGAUUUUAUAGUGUUUUUCAAUGCUUAUGCAAUGUGUUUGUGUAGUGUAGUUGCACUCUUUUCUCUCCUAUUUUUUAGGUUUUUAUUUUCUUCUCAGUAUAGGUUGUUGAUUGUAGGGUUCUAAAUUAUGGUUGCAUUUGCUGUUAUGAUCUUUGAUAUUGCAAUUGCAUGGCCCCCAAUUGCAGUUGCAGAGGCCUUAAACCUAGAAAUUUCGGAUACGACCUCAAUUUAGAACUAUGUUUGUGUAAUUUAGUCAACUUUCUAUGUAUAUAAAAUGUUGCUUUAAUGUGAUAUAAUUCUUUAUGUGAUCUGUGAUAGCCUUAUUAUGUAUGGCAACAAUAAUUUUAUUGAUGGAGUCAAUUUAGGGGAAAGUGUGGUAUGCUAGAUUAUGAUUUGUUUUAGUCAAAAAAAAUAAAUAAAUUAUGAUUUGAUUCUGUUCCUUUAUAAUUUUACUUUUUUCCUAUUUGUUUGACCAAUUGGCUUCAUGAUUGUUUCCCGUAUUAAACCCCUGAUUCCUAGAGGGUCAAGGGAAGGGAACCCUGGUAAUCUAGAGUUCGGCUAAGCAAAGUCUACCAAGAAUUGUUCCCAUCAGGAAUCGAACUCGGGUUCUCCCAAACGAUUCGUCCUAGGGAAGCUCAUUAACCAUUUGAGCCUAAUGACUUGGUUUGUUUUUGCUUUCAACUAAAGGGUACUGAUGAGUACUAUCGUUGAAGAAGAUGUCGCAUUCACCAAAGCCUUAGGAAGAGGGCCUAUCUUUUAUUAUGGCAUGGGACAUAUGCUCAAUGACAUAACUGCUGCUUGUUGGUUCACAUAUCUACUAUUGUUCUUGAUGGAUAUCGGUUUUUCACCAAGGAAUGCAGCUAUUGUGAUGCUUUCAGGUCAAGUGGCUGAUGGAUUCGCAACCGUAUUUGUCGGGGAACUGAUAGACCGAUUUGGACAUUUCAAGAUAUGGCAUGGUGCUGGAUCUAUAUUGGUGGCUAUUUCAUUUUCUUCUGUUUUUGGUGGUUGUCUACCAUGCACAAUUUUUACUUCUGAUUCAGUUACUUUCGAAACCGUGAGUUACAGCGUGUUUGCAGCAAUUUUCAACCUGGGCUGGGCUGCUACUCAGGUCUCACACAUGUCCAUGGUGAGUUGCAUCACGCUGAACUCAACAAGCAGAGUUGCAUUGGCUAGCUGUCGCAAUGCGUUUACGAUGGUUGCCAACCUGAGUUUAUAUGGAAUUGCUUUGUUAGUAUUCAGCGUUGUCAAUGGAAAAACAUUUGCUAAUGUUGAGAAUCAGUACCGCUGGAUUGCAUGUGUGUCAAUUUUUAUAGGAUGUUGCUUUGUCGGCAUAUUUCAUCUUGCAACUAAAGAGCCCAGAUUGCAGAUGGACGUACACGGAAGGGCCCGUGGAAGAAUUUCAUGGGCUUACUGGUUCAAGAGAGUUUUAUAUUACCAAGUUGCUCUUAUUUAUCUUCUCACAAGAUUAAUUGUAAACGUUUCACAGGCGUACCUUGCUUUCUAUGUGAUCAAUGAUCUACAAAUGGAUCAAUCAGCCAAAGCUUUGGUUCCUGCUAUCAUAUAUAUCAGCUGUUUCAUUGUAUCUAUUGCAUUACAGGAGAUUGCAUGGAAUAGCAAACUUCUUAAGGCUUACUUUUCUACUGGAUGCGUUCUUUGGAUUUUUUGUGGUGCAGUGAUCAUGCUUUUAACUAAGCAUAUGAGUUAUGCCAUGUACAUAGUUUCCGUAUUUAUCGGCAUAGCAAAUGCCCUCAUGAUGGUAACUGGAGUAAGCAUGCAAAAUUUCCUCAUCGGAGAGAAUCUUAAUGGAUGCGCUUUUGUUGUUGGAUCAUUGAGCUUUCUAGACAAAAUGUCGUGCGGGAUUGCUUUAUAUAUUCUUCAGUCGUAUCAAAAUCUUUCUCCACAGCUCCUGGUAAAUCAUCAUCAGUUCCCUCCUUCAAUUACAAGGGUAGGGUUGGGUCUAGUUCCUGCAAUAUGUGCAUUACUUGGUGUGAUAGUAACUUUGACAAUGGAUUUCCACCAUCCUUCAAACUCUUUGACAGCACCACUAUUGGUAUAGUUCUUUAGAUGAUGAUCAACAAAAUCAUUAUUCCAACAUAGAAAUUUUUCAGAUGUUUUCACCCAUCCAACAUAGUAAUGAAAAGUAUUCAACGUUUUAUUGCCAAUUUGUGUGUAUUAAUUAUUCAAUGUCGUUGAUUAUUACUAGUUACUAGUAUAUAACAUGUAGUCAAAUGUAUAUAAAGUCCUAACUCUAUAUUUUGAUUGAAAUCAAAUGUAUAGCAUCAUCAAAAAAUAAACAUAUAACAAUAUGUAUCAGUUCAAUUCUUAAUUGAAGUUCUGAAUCACUCACUGAUCACAUACUA
Messenger RNA from Trifolium pratense (red clover), 2816 nucleotides. RefSeq names its product major facilitator superfamily domain-containing protein 12-like. Gene Ontology annotation, cellular component: membrane. Gene Ontology annotation, molecular function: symporter activity. The transcript has 13 exons. The record is from RefSeq and is a predicted model, not a curated record. The coding region runs from base 1151 to 2512 and encodes 453 amino acids. NCBI's taxonomy places the organism in Eukaryota, Viridiplantae, Streptophyta, Magnoliopsida, Fabales, Fabaceae. Gene Ontology annotation, biological process: carbohydrate transport.